This is a messenger RNA of Aspergillus nomiae NRRL 13137, 942 nucleotides long. Its product is annotated as MIP transporter. Gene Ontology annotation, biological process: transmembrane transport. NCBI's taxonomy places the organism in Eukaryota, Fungi, Ascomycota, Eurotiomycetes, Eurotiales, Aspergillaceae. Gene Ontology annotation, cellular component: plasma membrane. Gene Ontology annotation, molecular function: water channel activity. The transcript has 4 exons. The record is from RefSeq and is a predicted model, not a curated record. Bases 1 to 942 code for a protein of 313 amino acids.
AUGGAUACCACUACCUUUCCAGAAAGUGCCAACAUGCCACGUCCUAUGCCCGUUAUACAGCCCUUCGCCGGAAGGAUCGGAGGCAACCAAGCGCUUGUAGUCGACCGCCAUGAUCCAAGCAAUGCGGACCUCUUGAAGAAGACGCCCGAUGCGGCGCCGCUGAUGACAGUUCGUGAAGGGUUCGACCUGCGCGGAUUCUGGGACAUUGACCUCUGGAAGUUCGGCUUCGUCGAAUGCAUGGGUACUAUGAUGAUGGUCUUCGUAACCUCUUGGAUGGCCAUACGACCACCUUCCGCGUCGGCGAAUGUCACUCCGACUUCACCAGCCGGCGUGUACUCUACCGCGGCAUUCUUGGGACCAAUAUUCGGUGGUCUUAGCAAUUGGAUGUUCCUGACUCUGUUCAUUUUCUCUUUUUCGAACGUCAGUGGCAGCCACCUCAACCCGACCAUUACUCUGGCCACCUUUUUCGCCCGUUUAAUAUCACUUCCUCGGAUGGUUAUUUACCUCCUCGGUCAAACCCUUGGCGGUGCUUUGGCUGGCUUCAUGCUUCGAAGCGCCUAUGGGUCCAGGGACUUCACCGUAGGAGGUUGUUCAGUGAACACCAGUUUGGUACCUGUAGACGAGGCAUUCUUGCUCGAAUUUAUCUUCUCCUUAGUACUGAUUUUCCUCUCUUUCGGUGUUGGCCUGGACCCAAGACAGGGUUCUAUCUAUGGCGCUGCGCUGUCUCCCUUCCUAGUAGGGAUGACUCUGGGCGUUUUGAGUUGGGGCUCCUCCUUCAGCCGCGCUGGCUAUGCUGGGGCUUCGUUAAACCCGGCCCGAUGCUUUGGUGUGUAUGUAGCUACCAGCUAUCCGGGAUACCAUUGGAUUCACUGGGUCGGGCCUCUCGUCGCUUCAGUAGGGCACGGUAUUGUCUACUUUAUCGCGCCUCCUUGGGGGCAUUAA